Messenger RNA from Prorocentrum cordatum, 969 nucleotides. Lineage: Eukaryota; Dinophyceae; Prorocentrales; Prorocentraceae. The record is from the annotation of a GenBank genome assembly.
AUGACCUCCUACGACAUGGUCGUGGUCGACGAGAUCUCCCUCCUGGACCUGCCCCACUUCCAGUCGCUGAUGAAGAUGUGGCACUUGGGCGCCAAGAGAAUUCCGGCGCUCAUCAUCCUCGGAAACAAGCAGCAGCUGCCGGCCAUCGACGCUGUGAAGAACGGGCGCCCAUGGGAGAGCACCGCCUGGGCGAGCUGCACGAUUGUGACGCUCCACCAGGCCUGGCGCUGCAAAGACCCCGCCUUCCUCAAGAUCCUCGACACGCUCCGCGUGGACAAGCCCAGCGCCAAGAUGCUCCGGAGCAUGUGCCGCGGCCACAAGGCCUGGUCCUCCGACGACCCCGACAAGGACGACGUCGUCCGGCACCUGAACGAGCACGAGAAGACCGUGAUCGUCACCUGCACACGCCACAAGGCGGAGGCCAUCAACAAGCUCGCGGUGGAGGGCCUCUUCGCUGGCCGCAGACCGAUCGCCACGCUCGAAGGCGAAAUCGACAUCAACCCGGCGAACUACGACGAGGGGGGCUUCCGAGAGGACCGCAAGCCCGUCCCCGCGCAGGUGCCGAUCUACAUCGGGGCGCGGCUCUACCUCACGCAGAACGUCAAGAAAGACGACGACUACGUGAACGGAAUGGCGUGCACCGUCUUGGGCUACACGCCGAACGGCCACGGCGGCGUGCUCAAGGUGCGCACCAAGACGGGCCACCUCCUGCCGAUCACGAUGUGGACCAACACCAAGGUCAAGGGCCACAGCGUGCGCCACUUCCCGAUUCGCCUCGGCUACGCCAGCACAAUCCACAAGGUUCAGGGCGACGAGUUCGCGCACAUCACCGUCGUGCUCGACAAGAAGUUCUGCCCUGCGGCGGGCUACACGGCACUCUCGCGCGUGCAGCGGGGCUCCGACUACUCGCUCGCUGGCAAGCUCACGCCCGAGCACUUCAUCCCUGCCACGUGGUUGGACCCCGCGUGA